Aspergillus melleus is the source of this 708-nucleotide messenger RNA. RefSeq names its product translin (gene tsn1). Bases 1 to 708 code for a protein of 235 amino acids. Gene Ontology annotation, biological process: RNA metabolic process. Gene Ontology annotation, cellular component: cytoplasm; nucleus. Gene Ontology annotation, molecular function: sequence-specific DNA binding; RNA binding; single-stranded DNA binding. The transcript has 8 exons. Lineage: Eukaryota; Fungi; Ascomycota; Eurotiomycetes; Eurotiales; Aspergillaceae. The record is from RefSeq and is a predicted model, not a curated record.
AUGAUCGACCACGCCAUUUUCGAAGACCUCCAGACUAAGAUCGACGAGGAGGCUGCAGUCCGCGAUGAGCUUCAUGAGAUCGUUCAGACGCUAGCGAGGAAGGGCCGAUCUACGCAGGCGAUCCUGUCUAGAGCGCAUUCGACGCCUGCCGGGCAGUUGAAACCCGUCCUUGACGACGCAACCAAGGAGAUCCUCGCUCAGCGUGAGGAAGUCACCCGGCUGAAGGGCGUCGCUGACAAGCAUCCCUUUUACAAGUACAAUGGCUUGUGGACUCGCGAGCUUCAGAACCUGGUCUCAUCGAUCGAGCUCUGCGCCUGGCUCGGUGGGUUCGAGGAGUACAAAAGCUCCAGCUCGGCUUCGUUCUUGACCAUUGAGGAGGUUGGCAAGUUCUUGGACGUCCCCGUGAACUUGAAGGAGCAGGAUGCGUUCCAUCUGACGAUCGAGGAGUAUCUGCUUGCGUUGAUUUCGAUGGUUGAGGAGCUGUCUCGCCUGGCCGUCAACUCCGUCACUCUGGGAGAUUAUACUCGUCCGUUGCAGAUCGGCAACUUCAUCAAGGACCUGUUCGCUGGGUUCCAGCUGCUGAAUCUGAAGAACGAUAUUCUACGCAAGAGGAGCGAUGGGAUCAAAUAUAGCGUCAAAAAGGUGGAAGAUGUGGUUUACGAUCUCUCGUUGCGCAAUUUGAUUCCCAAGGGUGGUGCUGCGGCUUGA